Messenger RNA from Aspergillus calidoustus, 2841 nucleotides. Lineage: Eukaryota; Fungi; Ascomycota; Eurotiomycetes; Eurotiales; Aspergillaceae. The record is from the annotation of a GenBank genome assembly.
AUGGGGUUAGACGCGUACGAGAAGCUCCAUCAGGACAUUUACAGAGAAGUAUACUCAAAGCUCGAGAGGAAAGAGAGUGAGGCUCUUCGCUUUGCACCUGUUGGCACGGCCGAGCAAGUCCUCAACACUGAGAGUCUCAGACGCUUUUACGACAGUCUUCUUGAGCCUGGGCACUUUACAUUGGACAUCUCCAAGGAGGACUUCGUUGCGCGCAUUAAGGAACGCGAACUUCCGAGAUUCUUCGCGGUUGUCAUCAUUUCAGGGUGCUCUAUUACGGCAGCCAGAACUGCCGUCUUGAAACUCGUCGCCAGCGAGACCACAGAGGCAGCGGGCUCCAGAGAGCUGAGCAUUUGCACUCUACCUGUCUCGCCGCACAACCUCGACACAUUGUUCAAUCAAGACACAAUUGCUGCAGACAAAUUCUCUGGCAAACAGGCCUACUUCUGUCCCGUGAUCUUCCGCAACAAACACGAGCAAGUCGAAGACAUUGAACACCGACGUCUCCCAUACCUUGAAGAGCACAGUAUCGGGAAAGGGAGUUUUGGUCGUGUAUUCAAAGUUAAAAUUGCGAAGGGUCACUUUCCUGGCCUAGGAGAGCAAAGCGGGGAUGGAGAGCCUCUAGAGGUCGCUCGCAAAGACUACGAACUUAGCAGCGAUGCCUCAAUUGAACGAGAGAUCAUGGAAAAAAUCCUCUCCCGCUCCUCCGGUUCAGGCUUCUGUCCAAACAUCCUGAAAACUCUGGGAAGCCUCGAGUUUGGUCGAAACGUUUACAGUCUUUUCAUGCCCCUGGCACUUUGUGACCUCUGGGAGUACAUGACGGAAAACCACGAAGCGCGACCUAACAGCAUUGAGGAGCGGAAAGACUUAAUCCGCUGUGCUAUGGGCCUCGCAGAAGGGCUGCGCUUUCUGCACGAGGGGAUGGGAGAUGAUUUGGCCUGUUACCACAUGGAUCUCAAACCUGCUAACAUCUUGAUUUUCAGAGAGCGGCCAACAGAUCGAGAACCAUUCUGCAAUAUCUGGAAGCUUAGUGACUUUGGGAUGUCGCGGAUCAAGAUCAGAACGCGAGAGAAAGACGUGAAUAGAUGGUUUGUUCGACGCUCCCAACCGGAUCGUGGCUCCGCGUCAGGUACUCGCAAUGCGCGCGGAGAAGGAACGUAUCUAGCGCCCGAGUCAGUGGCGAGGGGGCGUAAUAUGAAGGCUGAGAGUGACGUUUGGUCGCUAGGCUGUGUUUUGAGUGUUUUACUGUGUUACAUGGGAUCAGGAGGUAAGGGGGUCGGCCAAUACGCGGCAGAGAGAAGGAAUCAUGCCGACGCCGUCCAGUACGAUACAUUCUUUCUUCCAAGUCGAGGAGCUCUGCCUGCGAGAAUCAACCCAGUCGUCACCAGAACACAUACACAACUCAUCCAAGCAGCGAACGACUGGAAUCAUCUGGAGGGAGAAAUUUUCUUUCGCGUGCUAAGAUGCGUCGAGAACGACACCUUUAAGGUGGACCAAAGCAAGCGAUGUUCUGCGAAUGACGUGAAAGAAGUUCUGUCCGCCGCGUUCAUUGACUACUGCAAGCUGGAAGAGUCUGUUCAGGGUGUACCACCAGGUCGUCCUCUAGAGAAGGACGGCGAAGACCGAAGGCGCAGGCGCAUAUUCAGAACCGAUCCCUGUGAUACAGACGUCGACUUUUGGUGCCUCUCUGACGUUGAGGCCGCGAAGGGCUGCCAAAUAUCCCCGGACUCUUCGCUCGUAGCCUACUGGACGGAUCGCGAGAUUUCUCUGUACUCGGUAGAUUCUCUUUCUUUCGCAGUUGGAAACGUUAGACAAUCACAACAAAAAUACACACUGGAAAGCCAAAGCUUCUACUGGAGAAGCAUUUGCCUAACAGAAAAAUAUCUGGUGGCUUCUACUACUGAACCUACGUUUCAUUGCUACAUUUUCGACCUUGGAGACCGCAACCUCACCAACCCAUACGAGGUUGAGCAACCAUGGCCAGCAAUUAGCAAGCUCGCAAUCUCACCAGAUAGCGGUACCUUUCUUUGCAUACUCAAGGCUAGUGACACUGCGGGGAAGCCAAGUUCACUAUUUGCUGUCCCAAUCCUGAGAUUAAUACGCAUUGCAAAACAGCUAAGGUCCGCCAAUGGAGACCUCUGCCAGCAGUCUUCCGCAAGUCAUUUGCAUAACCCUGCCUCAACCGGGUGGGACUACCCUUUGAGUUGGGCAGCCGAGGACAUUACCAGACUUUGCUUCCAUAAUGAACGUCAUAUCUACUUCGUCGUUUUACCCCCGCUGAUGCCAAUGGGUGGAGAGAACCAGGUUCAGGUCGUUCACGUUGAUCUGCGUGAAAAAGAUGUGCAUAUUCUGAAAGUUGAGUCCCAGGGUCUUGACAGUACCGCCCGUCUCCUCACGACGUUCUCACCGUUCAGUCAUGCAAGUACUACUUGUGCUGUGGUAAUUCAUGAACGACAAUUGUAUAUACACGACAUGAGAGGAGAAGGUCAUACUACCACCAUCAGAAAAGAUAUCAAAGGCUACCGCCUAAGGAAGGUGAUAGUGUCCGCCAAUGAUGCAAAGCUGUUCUUGUUGGCGCGCAAAACGGCAAAUCAUCGAAUGGUCCUACUAGAGAUGAAAAUACCUCACCUCCGCCCUCGCGAACUUGGAUUCCUUCCACAUCUCUCAGAAGACGAUCACCUUACUCUAAUGCUCUACGAAGCCAAUGGGGAAGAAUGUGUUAUAAUCGCCGCACUGGCCGGUAAAGGGCAGCCAGGGAUCUAUAAAUUUGGGGUGAACAGCAGGAGAAUCAGAAUGUUAUUGGAGAAUGUUAUUGGAGUAGGAAUCGAGAACCGCGACAGCUAG